AUCUACAAGCUUCAAUGGCUGACGACUUACCAGAGGAAUACGACGCUAUAGUUUUAGGAACGGGCCUUAUAGAGUCUAUUGUGGCUGCUGCUUUGUCUCGAAAUGGCAAGAGAGUGCUCCAUCUUGACAGUAAUACGUACUAUGGAGGGAAUUGGUCUACUUUCAAUUUGAGAGAUUUGGAGGAGUGGCUUAGUCAUGAUACAGAGAAAUCAACUCAGUCUAAUGAUGGUGAGAUAAGUACUGAGUGUCGAGACGAUUUUGGUUUGUUACUGAAAGAAGAUGAGACGACUUUGGAUAUCGGUAGUUACUGGUGUGGAAACAUUACCGACAUCGAGGUAGCUGCCAUAGACAGAACAUUUGACAGCAAGCAAGUACAGUCUUUACUGAAGUCAGAAGAACCAAGCCAAUCAGACUUGACAGCAGCAGCAGCAUCAGUGGGAGCUGAUAACAUUUCCACGGAAACUGAGCGGCUACCAGCAGAUGAGAAAGUAGAAUCUGGUGAUCUAGUGUCUGAAUCAGUUGAUGGAUGUGAGGAGGGACAGCCUCAGCAGCUCGGAGAUCAUGAAGCUUCUAAUGAAUCUACUCAUAGUGGCACUGCCAUUGAGAGUGAUAUUGCAUCCGUCUCCCAACCAGACACACAACCAGUCACUUGGAGUGCCAUAAAAGACCAAUGGAGGAGAUUCAAUAUUGAUUUAGUUCCAAAGUUUUUGUUUUGUCGUGGUGCAAUGGUUGAACUUCUCAUCAAGUCUACUAUUAGUCGCUAUCUAGAAUUUAAAGCAGUGGUGAAAUUUCUGACAUAUCGGCUUGAUGGCACACUCCAGCAGGUGCCACAAUCUCGUUCAGAUGUCUUUAGUAGUACAUCCAUUGGAAUGGUGGAGAAACGAGUUUUAAUGAAAUUUCUCUCAUUUUGCUUGGAGUACGAUGCAAACGCGGACGAAUUUGAAGCCUAUCACGACAAGCCGUUUGUUGAGUUUCUUCGUGCUCGACAUCUCUCUCACAAUCUACAGCAUUUUGUAUUGUACGCAAUUGCAAUGAAAACGGAAGACACACCCACAAAGGAGGGUUUAAAGGCUUGUCAACGAUACCUACAGUCAUUAGGCCGCUAUGGCAACACACCAUUUUUAUGGACAUUAUAUGGCGUCGGUGAACUGCCUCAAGCAUUUUGUAGACUGUGUGCCGUGUUUGGGGGACUAUACGUUCUCAACAGGAAAAUCGAGAAAGUCGUCGUGAAUCCAUCCAACCAGUUUCAGGCGGUUAUAUCAGAAGGGAAGAGACUACAGGCAAGUUGGCUCAUUGGUGGCUCAUCGUAUCUCAAUGGCUGUUUUUCGACGUCAGUGCCGAGCAUCAGAAUUGGAUCUCGUGCAGUGUUUGUAACAGACAAGUCACUUCGACCAGAAAACGAAGAGAGUGUAACUCUUGUCACGGUGCCACCACAUGCUGCAAACAGUCUUGGUUUAGUUAAUGUCAUUGAACUGCCUCCAGUCAGCUUUGCCUGUCCAAAACAUAUCUGUCAGUGCUUGACAAAUGAUUUCAUUACACAAACUGUAUGUAUCCCUACACACAAUGUUGUCAUAGACUUGGUGCAUUUGACUUGUAAAUCAAGUGGGAAAACAGCGAGAGAAGAUCUGGAAGCAACAGCAGAGCUGCUGUUCAACUUCAGCAACACUCCUGAUGAAUCUAGUGGGAGUAAGCCGAAUGUUCUAUGGAGGAUGUAUUUUAGUCAAACUGCUGUAGCUGGUGGUGAAAACAAAGUGUGCUUGCCAGCUAAUGUAGUGCUCACGUCACAGCCAGAUACGGAACUUGGAUUCGAAUCGGCUGUGAAAGAGGCAGCCUCUAUAUUUCAUCGCAUCUGCCCGAACGAGGAUUUCUUACCAGCUCCUCCAGAUCCUGAGGACAUCAUAUAUGAUCCGGACGAGGUACACGAGCUUCCAUCAUCGAAUCCCGGUCACGAACAAAGCGAAGUAACCACAGAUGGUCAAAGCGAAAGCAACAGAACAGAAGAACUAACAGAGGCAAAGUCGGGUUGUGAGACGAGCGAAGAGACGACGACGUCUGGAUCAACAACAGAGAGUCAGACUUCAAACGUUAUGUAG
Corticium candelabrum is the source of this 2093-nucleotide messenger RNA. RefSeq names its product rab proteins geranylgeranyltransferase component A 1-like. The transcript is spliced from 17 exons. Gene Ontology annotation, biological process: vesicle-mediated transport; small GTPase-mediated signal transduction; protein geranylgeranylation. Gene Ontology annotation, molecular function: GDP-dissociation inhibitor activity. Gene Ontology annotation, cellular component: cytoplasm; Rab-protein geranylgeranyltransferase complex; cytosol. The record is from RefSeq and is a predicted model, not a curated record. Bases 15 to 2093 code for a protein of 692 amino acids. NCBI's taxonomy places the organism in Eukaryota, Metazoa, Porifera, Homoscleromorpha, Homosclerophorida, Plakinidae.